Messenger RNA from Engraulis encrasicolus (European anchovy), 932 nucleotides. RefSeq names its product crystallin, beta A4 (gene cryba4). Gene Ontology annotation, biological process: lens development in camera-type eye; visual perception. Lineage: Eukaryota; Metazoa; Chordata; Actinopteri; Clupeiformes; Engraulidae. The coding region runs from base 1 to 876 and encodes 291 amino acids. The transcript is spliced from 6 exons. The record is from RefSeq and is a predicted model, not a curated record. Gene Ontology annotation, molecular function: structural constituent of eye lens.
AUGAACAUCUCGCCACGGAAGUUAGACUGCUCCCAGCCCACCCAGCUGAGGGAGGAGGAUGAGGAGGAGAAGGAGGCAGCAGCAUGGCAUCAGGAGGAGGUGGCGAGGACGGGGGAGAGGGAGAGCGCAGCGACGGGCAGGAGUCACCAGGGGGCGCCAGCAAGCAGCACGAUUGAGAUCAAGGGGGAGAGAAGAGAGGAGAGGAAGAUUGAGUAUAGAAAACCACAGAGGGAGGGGCACCUGGAACUAACUGUACAUGUCUACAGUGACUGUGUAACAGACAAGAUGACUCACCAUUGUACCAAGUUUUCCGGCCACUGGAAGAUCAUCGUGUACGACGAGGAGUGCUUCCAGGGUCGCCACCAUGAGUUCACCUCCGAGUGCUGCAACGUGAUGGAGUUCGGCUUUGAGAGUGUCCGUUCCCUCAAGGUUGAGAGUGGAGCCUGGGUGGGCUACGAGCAUUCCUUCUACCAGGGACAGCAGUUUGUGCUGGAGAGGGGAGAGUACCCCCAGUGCGAUGCCUUCGGUGGCAGCAAUGCCUACCACAUCGAGAGGAUGACCUCCUUCAGGCCCAUUGCCUGCGCUAACCACAGAGAGUGCCGCAUGACCAUCUUUGAGCGCGAGAACUUCCUCGGCCGCAAGGGCGAGCUGAGUGACGACUACCCCUCCCUGCAGGCCAUGGGCUGGUGCAACAGCGAAGUGGGCUCUAUGCGCGUCCAGUCCGGAGCUUUCGUGUGCUACCAGUACCCUGGGUACCGUGGCUACCAGUACGUCAUGGAGUGCGAUCGCCACUGUGGAGAGUACAAGCGCUGGUGGGAGUACGGCAACACCCCCCACACCUGCCAGAUCCAGUCCAUCCGCCGCAUCCAGCAGUAACCUCGCCCUGGCCUUGGCCUAACCCCCCCCACCCCGACCCGACUCUUCUUCCACUC